Molecule: messenger RNA, 537 nt
Organism: Sipha flava (yellow sugarcane aphid)
Lineage: Eukaryota; Metazoa; Arthropoda; Insecta; Hemiptera; Aphididae
Product: methylosome subunit pICln-like
Exons: 1
Coding region: 1-537 (178 amino acids)
Biological process (GO): mRNA cis splicing, via spliceosome
Cellular component (GO): cytosol; spliceosomal complex
Source: RefSeq, a predicted model, not a curated record
AUGGAUACACUCGUGAAUUUUAAUGAAGAAGAUGAAAUAAUUCAACAUUCUGAACCAAACAUUGCAUUCAUUGUUGAUGAAGUUACAUUUGGCAAAGGUACACUUUAUGUUGCGGAGAGUAAACUCUACUGGAAGAAUGAUGCUAAUAAUCAAACUGUCAGUGUUGAUUACAAGUCCAUGUGUGUGUUUGGUACAUGUAAUCACCCAACUGUUCAUGAAAAACCUUGUAUGCAAAUAAUAGUCGAUUUUACUUUUAAACCUUCUGAUAGUGUGCCAUUUCAAAAUGGUAAUAGUCAUGAAAACAAUUCUGUUAAUGAAGAAGAGAAUAAUGUGGAGAAUGAAGAGGAAGAGGAAGAAAUGAAAUCUAAAAUAAAACUCGUACCUGAUAACCCAGAAUGUCUGACAGAAAUAUAUGAAGCAUUCACUCGUGUCCAACCGUUGCACAAUAGUCAUGAUUCAGAUAGUGAAGAUGAUGAAUUUUACUAUAAUGAAAAUGAUGAAUUUGAAGAUAAUGAUGAGGAUGAAAAUAUGAAUUAA